GCUGAGACUACUCUUGAUCACAACUGGUCUAUCCAAAGAGCAAGGGGACAUAUCUCUCGGGAUGUUGCAGACAUCAUUCACCCUAUCUCUCCUCCAAUUGCAGUCUUAGGUCAAGAUACGGUUCUAUGGAUGUAUACGCAGGCUUAAUUUAUAAACCGAGAACCGGAAAUACCCAAAAAUAAAAGGGCUCGUAAUGCAAUUUAGUAGAAGUUGAAAACCAAAAAAUAUAUUUGCUGCUUUGCUCGAGAGCCUCCAACUCCAACACUACCGAUUUGAGUGUAUCAAGGUUUCUGAUUGAUAACGAUUAUUCAAGUUGCAGAACAAAAAUGGAAUCGAUUCAUCCUCACUUCAAGCUAAUUUUGGGAUCAUCUUCGAUUGCUCGACGUAAGAUACUCACAGACAUGGGAUACCAAUUCACUCUCAUGAGUGCUGAUAUUGAUGAGAAAAACAUCCGCAAAGAUAAACCUGAGGAGUUGGUUUUGGCUUUAGCUGAGGCAAAGGCUGAUGCUAUUGUGUCAAAACUACAUACUGAAUGUGAGGAUGAGGAACAACAACCUACAAUCUUGAUUGCAUCGGAUACAGCUGAAGCAAUCAUGCAGCGAAUCCCUGAUGGUGGCAGCCUAGAGGAGGAUAAGUCGACCUUACUUAUUACUUGUGACCAAGUGGUAGUCUAUGAAGAUGCCGUCAGAGAGAAACCCUCGAGUGUCGAGGAAGCAAGGGAGUACAUAAGAGGCUAUUCCAAGGGACACACAGCAACAGUGAGUUCUGUGGCUGUGACAAAUCUCAAAACAGGACUCAGAAAAUCCGGCGUUGAUAGAGUGGAGAUCUAUUUCAAUGAAAUACCGGAGGAGACUAUCGAGAAACUGAUUGAGGAAGGCACAGUGCUUAAGGUGGCUGGUGCACUCCUAAUCGAGCAUCCUCUAAUAUUGCCAUGCGUUAAGGAAGUGGCUGGGACAACGGAUAGCGUGAUGGGUCUGCCCAAAGAAUUGACUGAGAAACUGAUAAAGGAAGUAUUGGCAAUGGCAAGCGGUUAGCUACUACAUUCCUGGUUUCUAUGGCAAGCAUUGAGCUACUACAUUCCUGGUCUCUCUAGGACAUAGAAACAUGAACAAGUAUUUGUUAAACUAGUUUGUUGAAGUUGUGUUUUUUUUUUUCUCGUUGUCUCUGAUAGGAAUAUGAUAAUUUGAUUUCUUAAUGGCCAGGGGUAUUAAAACCUAA
This is a messenger RNA of Camelina sativa (false flax), 1218 nucleotides long. The record is from RefSeq and is a predicted model, not a curated record. NCBI's taxonomy places the organism in Eukaryota, Viridiplantae, Streptophyta, Magnoliopsida, Brassicales, Brassicaceae.